Molecule: messenger RNA, 1898 nt
Organism: Diospyros lotus (date-plum)
Lineage: Eukaryota; Viridiplantae; Streptophyta; Magnoliopsida; Ericales; Ebenaceae
Product: probable E3 ubiquitin-protein ligase RHC2A
Exons: 1
Coding region: 290-1435 (381 amino acids)
Biological process (GO): protein ubiquitination
Cellular component (GO): cytoplasm
Molecular function (GO): ubiquitin protein ligase activity
Source: RefSeq, a predicted model, not a curated record
AACGCUUAUAUCCGCUCCCCUCCGUAUUCCAUUCUCUUUCCAAACGCUCUCUCUCUCUCUCUCUCUCUCUCUCUCUCGCUCUCGCGCCGGAAUAUUCCCUUCCGGCUUCGGUUGGUUUCUAGACUAUGGGAAUCGUGUUCUGAAGAAGAAGAAGAAGAAGAAUCGGUGAUUUUUUGGGGGGCUAUUUAGCGAGAUUCUUGAGUGAAAGAUCUGAUCUUUGGGGUUUUCUUUGUUCGGUUUCCGGAUCUGCAAACAAAAGCAGUUCCUUGAGGUAUUCGUGUAACGAUUGAUGUCUUUGGGGGCGGAAACCGCGUCGCACUGGUGCUACAGAUGCAAUCGAUUCAUUAGGGUUUGGAGCCAGGACUCCAUCGCUUGCCCCAAUUGCAACGGAGGCUUCAUCCAGGAGAUCGACGCCCCGGCGAGAUCUGGCCUUUCGGAGCCCCGGCGCCGCCGGAUGUACAUGAUCGGGAACGGGCCGGAGCCAGGCCAGGGUUCCAGCCCUAGGCUCCGCCGGAGCCGGAGGGUCGGUGGGGAUCGGUCGCCUUUCAAUCCGGUCAUCGUGCUUCGCGGGGCAUCGGAGGGAGGUGCUUCCGACGGCCCCACUGGCGGCGGCGGUGGUGGGGGGUUCGAGUUGUAUUACGACGACGGUGCUGGGUCGGGAUUGAGGCCGUUGCCGGCGAGUAUGUCGGAGUUUUUGUUAGGGUCGGGUUUCGAACGGCUCCUGGAUCAAUUGUCCCAAAUCGAAGCCAACGGAAUUGGGCGUGUUGACCAUCCGCCGGCGUCCAAGGCCGCGAUUGAGUCGAUGCCCACUAUGGAGAUCGUCGAGAGCCACAUCGCCACCGAGCCACACUGCGCCGUUUGCAAAGAGGCCUUCGAAUUAGGCAACGAAGUUCGCGAAAUGCCCUGUAAGCAUAUAUACCAUUCAGAUUGCAUACUUCCAUGGCUUUAUUUACGCAAUUCAUGCCCCGUUUGUCGCCACGAGCUGCCCUCCGAUGGCACAAGCCCUCUUGAUUCGAAUCGGGGCCAAAACGAACAGACUCAGAUUGCAAACGAUGAUGAGACUGUUGGGUUAACCAUAUGGAGGCUCCCUGGAGGAGGGUUUGCUGUUGGGAGGUUUUCGGGUGGAAGAAGAGGCGGCGAGCGCGAGCUCCCGGUUGUUUACACGGAGAUGGAUGGUGGUUUCAAUAACAAUGGUGCUCCCAGGAGGAUUUCAUGGGCAUCCAGAGGAAACGUGUCAAGAGAAAGUGGUGGAUUGAGAAGGGUUUUCCGGAACUUGUUUGCUUGCUUUGGAGGGUCUAGUUCUUCGGCCUCAAGCUCUAGUUCAGAUUCACGAAUCAGUCGCCGGAGUAGUUCUAUAUCUUCAGUAUUUAGCUCGGCUUCUCGGAGGCGCGGGCCGUGGAUUGUGGAUGCAAAUAAUGGAGCCAGGAGAUGGUAAUCAUGGAGGGGCAGAAAUCAUUAGCUCAUCCCCAUUACCAGGAGGAAAUGCCUGUGGAAGACUCGGUUAUCUAUUUGCUGUAAAUAGCAAGAAAUGAGAAAUCAUAUGAAACUACUAAGACUCAUUGGUUGCAUUGUUUGGACGAUAAUUCACGGCCAUCGAGUUGCUAUGAGCUGUUCUUUUACUUUAGCAAAUCUAUACCAUAAUGAAGCAGAAAAUGUCCACGAGUUCAAAAGAAGCAAUUCUGGCUCAAGAGUAUGCUUUUGGGAAUUGAAAGGGGACAUGGCCUAGUAUCAUAUGCCACUCUGCCUUUGAACUUGAAAGCAGCUGCAGUUCAUUUCUGUUUCAUUUUCCCUUUUAUCCCUUUAUUCCUUUCCCAAACUUGUAGUCAGCUCUAAUUCCCUGUCUUGCUUGCUUUCUCAUUUAUAUUUCAGAAAUUUAUAAACUUCUAUUUAAAGCUCCA